Sorghum bicolor (sorghum) is the source of this 1708-nucleotide messenger RNA. RefSeq names its product RNA-binding protein 34. Bases 79 to 1401 code for a protein of 440 amino acids. Lineage: Eukaryota; Viridiplantae; Streptophyta; Magnoliopsida; Poales; Poaceae. Gene Ontology annotation, molecular function: RNA binding. The transcript is spliced from 6 exons. The record is from RefSeq and is a predicted model, not a curated record.
CUUUCCCCCUUUUGCCCUCUUCUUCACGAGACACCGCCGCAACCCGCAACCGAAUCGGGAGACCCGCCGCCGCCGCCGAUGGCGAAGAAGCACAGGGACCCUGCCGCCGAGGCGGCGAGCGGCGACUCCCCGGCCGCGGCCAUCCGCUCCCUCUUCUCCGCGGACAACCCGUUCCGCCGGAAGGCCUCUACGGAGGAGGCCCCCGCCGCGACGCCCCUCCACAAGCAGCCCAGCCCUGUCGCCGAGGCUGCCGAGCCUUCGUCAAAGAAGAAGAAGAGCAAGGAGGAAGGCCCGCGGCCCAAGCGGAAGCGGGACGAGCUCGAGGCCGGCCGCGAGCGGCGGCGAGGCGCGGGCGCGGAGAAGCCGCCGAGAGUGGGGGAGAAGAGGAAGGCCCCCGAUGACGCCGCGGCCGGGGCAGGGGCCGGGGAGGAGGAAGAGGAGUUCGACGACGAGAGCAAGCUGCUCAGGACCGUGUUCGUGGGGAACCUGCCGCUGCGGACCAAGCGCAAGGUGCUCACCAAGGAGUUCGCGGCGUUCGGCGAGAUCGAGUCAGUCAGGAUCCGCUCCGUGCCGCUGGUCGACACCAAGCUUUCGAGGAAAGGGGCCGUUUUACAGGGGAAGGUCAAUGAAUUGGUUGACAAUGUGCAUGCCUACAUUGUCUUCAAAGAUGAGCAGUCUGCACGCACUGCUUUGUCUCAUAAUAUGGCACUGUUCGGUGGCAAUCACAUUCGUGUUGAUAUGGCAUGCCCCCCUCGUAAGAAACUUCGAGGAGAAGGGCCUCUUUAUGACAGAAAGAGGACCGUGUUUGUUGGAAACCUUCCAUUUGAUGUAAAGGAUGAAGAGGUCUACCAGGUGUUCUGCGGUUCCAGUGGAUCAGAAGGUGAUGUCGAGGCUAUACGUGUUAUCAGAGAUCCAAGUUCAAGCCUAGGGAAGGGUAUCGCAUAUGUUUUAUUCAAAACAAGGGAAGCUGCUAAUUCUAUUGCAAGAAAACAGGAUAUGAAGAUAAGAGAUCGUCUGUUGAGGCUCACCCAUGCAAAACCGGUGGACGCAACACCAAAGAAAACGGAAGUCCAGAAAAGGAGUCGUGUGCCAAAACAUAAGGAGAUUUCGACACCAGGCAGCAAAUCUAAUGAAGGCAGUGAGAAAGCCAAACGGAAGGCAUCAGCUUUGUCAUAUCAAGGCCUGAGAUCGAGCAAAUCUGGUGUUGUGAAGAAGGUGAAAGUGAACCAGCAACCCAGCAGCAAAGGGAAGCAGAGCAAAACUAAUGAAACUGGAGCGAGUGCUCGCAAAGAUAAGCGACCCGCUGUGGCUGCAAGAAAAGCAAAGCAGCUAGCCAAGAAACGCAAGGUGGAUGCCUCAACUCUUGAGAAUACACACAGGAGCAAGAAACCAAGGAAGUAGUUAUUUAUUGUGUUGUUGUUUGCCCUUGCCACAUUGUAGCAGGAGUUUCACUGAAUCGAAUUUUUGACAAGCUUGUCACCUGGUCAGAUGAUCUUGCAUAGAGGCAAUGUGCGGCCUUAAGUGAGGUUAGGGCAAUACAGGAGCGAUUCUGGAAAUGUAAGCAUGAUAUGAGUUCAAUGUAGUAACUCGGUACUCGCCACUAUAAACCUUGUAACCUUAUUUGAUAUUUGUUUUGUUUUUUGUACUAUUUUCCUCCACAAACAUUUGCAUCCUACUUACAACAUCACAAAGUUUGUUUGAAGUCAAA